Hyaloperonospora brassicae is the source of this 1824-nucleotide messenger RNA. NCBI's taxonomy places the organism in Eukaryota, Oomycota, Peronosporomycetes, Peronosporales, Peronosporaceae. The record is from the annotation of a GenBank genome assembly.
AUGCUGAGUGAUCUGGAGAAGGACAAGAGCCCUUCGGAGAAGUCGGACGAGAAGCCCGACGAGCCUUCGAACGGAGGGACACCACCGCCCGAUGCGAAGGAGCCGACUCGUGCCUGGGCGCCACGCAAAGCCGCCCCGGCCUCGGGGUCCCUAUCAACGGAGGACGAUAGUUCGAGUGAGAAGGCCGCGACGCCUGCGCCCGAAGGUCCGGCGACAGUCGAUCGUCGACGGAACCCGUUGGCACCUCCGGCACGGGACGACGACGAGUCUUCGGGCCGGUCAGGUGGUGGUCCGAAGCCCGAGGCCCAGUCGAAGGGAACCGCUGCGUUGCCAUCGCGAUCGGAGUUUCCGACUGCCGAUGCGGCGAUGCGGCAGCGGCGGACGAGGAGGCAGCGGAAGUUCAUUGCGUUUACAAAGUCGCCAAGUCUGUUGCUUGCGACGCCUGUGCCGGACGCAGUUCGCACGGCAGACGACGACGACGACGAAUCGAAGCAGGCGGACAAGACGGGCUCGACAACGCAGGAGGAGGUGCCCGAGACGCCCUUGUCGAACUCGAAAGCAUCGGGUGCGACGUCGGAAUCGCAGCCGGGCGUGGUGUACCCGGCAGGAUCGAAGAUGGCCAAGUUGGCCGAGAAUAGAGUGCCGUCGACGGGAUCCGAAGAGGAAGAAAACGAAAAAGAGGAAGAAGAAGAGGAGGAGGAGGCCACUCCUCCUUCGUCUGGAUUGGCGUCGAACUCGUCUGCGAAGGGCGUUCUCCCCAAGUCGAGCAUCGAGGCACCUCGCGACGCGCCUCCGUCCGGAUCGUUGACGGACGAUGACCCGGUGCAAGAGUCACGGAGCGCUCUGGUCGAGUCGUCGCCUCCGUCGGCGGCAUCUCCGCCGUCGGCUUCGCCGGCUUCGUCGUCGUCGACCGCUGCAAUGGCCGACAAGGCAUCGGGUGACAAGAGCGUCACGUCCAACACGCUCGUGCUCGGCUUGAUGAUGGCAGGGGCCGUGGCCCUUGUCGUGCUCGUCGGCGUCUUUGUCUACAUCAAGUCGGCCAAGAACAAGGGCGAAGCGGACCCGGUGCUCUUCCCAGUUCAUCGACAGGACCCGAACUUGGGUGGACCCAUGGCGCGCUCCUUGUCGGCGACAGCGGACUACCACAAGGACAAGAACAUGACUCCAGCCGGCUACGGCGACGACGACUUUUUCGCGAGCAACGCGCUGCACGGGCAGCCAAAGUACGAUCCCGACCUCGACAUGUUCCCACCUCGUGCGUCAACAGCGCUCACGCAGUCGCAAAUGUCGUUGCCCCCGAUGGCUCAAACGGGUCAGAGCAUGGCGAGCAGUGAGUUCUCGCAGUACACGACGCAGUCGAACUUCUACGGAGAGAACAGCGCGUAUACUUCCGCUACGGCGUCGACAAUGGACAAGUACGCGAGCUAUCGUCCAGGCGAGCGCGAAGACGACAUGGCCGAGUACUCGGAAGGCGAGAGCGACUUUGGUGGCGAGUCGAUGAGUGACAUGGCCAGCACAAACAACGACUGGAACGCCGCCGUGCACGAGCGCGCGCCAGGCAGUAGAGUGGACCAUCAUCACAUGAUGGGGGCGUCGCAGUUUGACGCCUCGAACUCGCGCUCGACGUCUGCGAGUGCAUACACUGGCAAGACGCAGUUCAUGGAGUCCGAGUACACUGAGUACCGCAUGUCGAGGGACAAUGGCCACAGCCACGCACAGAGCAGCAAGGGGUACGACACGAGCUUUGCGCCGAGUGACGGCACGUACGACGGCCGAUAUGACGGCGGAAAGAGCUUUACGAGCAGCGGCUUCAGCGAGUACUAG